Molecule: messenger RNA, 1362 nt
Organism: Phytophthora nicotianae INRA-310
Lineage: Eukaryota; Oomycota; Peronosporomycetes; Peronosporales; Peronosporaceae
Exons: 1
Coding region: 1-1362 (453 amino acids)
Source: RefSeq, a predicted model, not a curated record
AUGGCUGUGAUCAACUUCUCUGCGUUGGCAAUACCCGACGAUUCGACAUUUGAGGAAGUUUUCAAGACGCGUUGUGAGAUCGGCUGGAGCGAAGCAACAUUACAUCUUCCCAAGGCAGGCUAUAAAGUGUAUUUGGUGCUGGACGAGACGCAAGUGCUCUUCAAAAAUGGAAACUCAUCUCCGAAAUGCAAAUCCAGUGGUUUCUGGGAGCUGGUCAAGUAUUUUCUCAGCGACGCGCACCACAACGUCAGAGUAUUGAUGUUUGCAGCGUAUGGCUCUCGUGUGGAGCGGUCCAGUCUCGCUACUCCAAUCCACUUCGAGAAACAGAUUGUGUUGGGUUCCGACAAGCUGAACUUUAGCCAUGCCGAAGUCGUCGAGUACGUCACCAAGUGGUUCAAGGGCGUUGAUGGGUUGUCGUCGCCAGAGAUGGAGGCAUUCUGUGCCAACGUGGAAGAGCUGACGGGUGGGCACGUGGGUCUCUGUACGACUGUGAUUCAUGCACUCAACGAAGUCUAUGCCUCGCGUGGCAAGAGUGUGAUUGAUCUUCCAUCGCCUGCCGAGUGGAUCCGUAUGCUGCAAAGUGGGUCGUUGUAUCGAACCAACGAUAACGCGCUGUUUGAAGCCAUGACAUCAACACGUGCUGUAGAAGUGUUGAAAGACCUCAAGUCGGACGAGCUGGAUCGACUGGAACGCAUUGCUUAUGGUGCCGACCCUCAUUCUGAUGCUGUUUUCGUCGAGCAAUGUUUGCGAACGGGUAUUCUGGUGGAAACGGAGCGCCAGCUUGUGUUCUCAUCGCCAGUGAUGUGGCGACUCUUCGUCAGGAUGCGCGUUGGUCAGACCGUCCGAGCACUUCACGUUCCCAAGACGCUUCCAGAGAUGAUCGCUCGAUUGGUACGAGCGAUUGACUACGAGAGCAUCUGUCAAACGCUUGGCAGAAGUUUGUCGAGUGGUAUCCCAUUGGAAAGAUCGUGGCAAAUGGAGUUUUACAAGACUGCGUAUCGCUGCACACCAAACACUUUAGUGACGUCAGUCGAUGUCGGUGCGUUGUUUGGAUCCAGCGGGUUUGUUGAUUUUACAAUUCAUGGCAAUAACUUCUUUUGGGGUAUCGAGUUGUUGCGAGAAGCCAGCAACUUGGCCGAACACAUCGACGAAUUUGCGCCUGGUGGCCGCUACUCCUCACUCGGAUUGACCGAUUUCUGUCUGAUUGAUUUUCGACGUGUUGCUUCGAUUGACGAUGUGCCGAUGGAACGUAUCGCAGCAGACAUGCUCCGCUGCGAAAAGCUUUUUGUCGUGUGUUAUGACGCACAAAUGGCGGGUGUUGUGGUGUUUAAUUCCGCCAUGAAUGUCGUCUAUAGGGUUUAA